Wyeomyia smithii (pitcher-plant mosquito) is the source of this 1014-nucleotide messenger RNA. Its product is annotated as regucalcin-like. Gene Ontology annotation, biological process: L-ascorbic acid biosynthetic process. The record is from RefSeq and is a predicted model, not a curated record. NCBI's taxonomy places the organism in Eukaryota, Metazoa, Arthropoda, Insecta, Diptera, Culicidae. The coding region runs from base 21 to 965 and encodes 314 amino acids. The transcript has 4 exons. Gene Ontology annotation, molecular function: gluconolactonase activity; calcium ion binding.
UUUUGGCAACCGCAUUAGUGAUGACCGACUACCAGGUGGACAUUUUACCCGGUCCUCUGCUUGCGCUGGGGGAAGCCCCACACUGGGACAUCGCGAGACAAAGCCUGUACUACGUUUGUCAGAUGAGUGGCUCUUUGCUGCGGUACGAUUUUAAGGAAAACCGCACAUACUCAGCCAAUAUUCCUGGAAUCACGCAUGUGUCAUUCAUCAUUCCGGUGAAAGGCAAGUCAGAGGAAAUUGUGCUCGGUAGCCGGACUCGACUGAUAUUGGUGAAAUGGGAUGGAUUGUCCGCUGCUGCAACCGUGCUACGAACUUUGGCCACUCUCGGUGAGGCAGAAGAGCAACAGCAGUUCAACGACGGAAAGGUAAAUCCACAGGGGCAACUCUACGCUGGUACCAUGCUCAGCUAUGCCGCUGUGAACCCAUCCGCCAUGGGAACCGGCAAGUUGUACCGUUUUGAUGCCGGAUCCGGGGCGGAUGGUGGGGCAUUAGUUGAGCUUGCCAAUGGGGUCCACAUUUCCAAUGGUCUUACCUGGAACGAGACGAAAAACAGAUUCUAUUAUAUUGAUUCGUUUGCUUUCGAUAUCAAAGAGUACGACACCGAUGACCGAGGCAAUCUGACAAGCGGAGGGCGAGUUCUUAUCAAAAUCAAGAGUGACGAUGCAGCUACUGAAUUUAUAGCCGACGGUAUGACAAGUGAUGUGGACGGUAACUUGUACGUGGCCCUUUUUGCCGGAUCAAAAGUUUUGAAAAUAAACCCACUCACUGCCACCGUGGAGCGGGAAAUUCUACUUCCGGUAGAACAGGUAACAUCAGUCGCAUUCGGUGGCCCUAAUCUGGACCUGAUGUUCGUUACAAGCGCCGGAAAUGAGCUUACCGGACCUCAGUCGGCAAACGCUGGAGCAGUAUUCAAAAUCACCGGACUCGGCAUCAAAGGGAAACCAAUGAAUGAAAUUGAUCUGUAGAGAUGAUAUUAGGGAAAUGAAAUAUACUUCCAGAGUUUUUCUGAAAUCA